GUUGGAAGCAAGGCGCUGCGUGCUCCGGCGGCUUACUGAGGGCACUUUGGGGAAUCCGUCCCCACGGGCGAAGUAUAGGUGGGGUGUUCGCGAACCGGCGGGCGGAGAGCACCGGCAAGAACCCCCGCAGACCGGAGGGCCACGCCUCUCGCUCCUUGGCUCACUGCAGGCGCCCACAUCCCACCCCGCGGUGCUGAGCGAGGCGCAUCUCGCUGCCAUGGCGACCGCCUCCAUGGAGACCGGGAGCAGAGGCUGCGGUCCCCGGGGGCGCGUCACAGGCUCUCCCAGCCCCCAGCCCGCGUGCCUUCUUUGUUCUGAUGCUUCUCCAGGCCGGGCCAGGCACCCGGGACGCGUCUCGGGCCCGCACGGGGGUUGCUUCUUUCGAGACAGGGGAUGGGGUGGAAGGGGAAGAGGUCCAAACCCUGGGGUCGAAACAGGAGUGAUGGAGGGUUCCUCAGCUCCUGAACGAGACCAACACGGCCCGUAUCGAUGGCCGAAGCCGGCGUGGAAGCCCAGGGAGAAAGGCCACCUUCGGGAGCUCCACCCAGCCCCGAGACGCGCCCGACAGCCCUCCCGAGAGCGAAGGGCCCAAGGGAGGUGCGUCCUAAGCAAGGUUCAAGGCUAGAGGCGCUAUCCCCCAGGGGGAAGAAGGUGCGGGGGCGGGGCCUAUCCGAGGCCCUCCUUCUCCCUCUUCGAGUGGCCGGUUCUGGCCCCUGGCCUAGUUGGGCCGUCUGCACGUCUUCCUCGCGAGAGCUCGCCCGGCAGGCGCGGACUAGCAGGGCGCUGCCUCGGCGACCCUGGCACGUGACGUAGGCGGCCCUCGCCAGUUGGCCGUUCUUUGGAGCCCGCUCAUUGGUCCGGAGCGUCCCUCGCCCCACCCUCCCAGAUCAACCAAUGGGCGGAGGCGGGGGCGUGCCGACGGGAGGGCGGCCGCGGCGCGGGGCUCCCUUCCUCGUGCUCGGCGUUGAGCUCCUGCAGCCGCCGCCGCUGCAGCGGUCGUCCCUGCCCUCCCCGGCCCCGGGGUGCACCCCGCAAGGUGAGGCCACCCCUCUGCUCCCUGCCUCCCGGUUCCUUCCCGUUCGCCGAGGUCCCCUCCCGGUCCCGGCCCUGUCCUGAGUAGUGAGUGUCUGGGACCCCAGCGGCCGUGAUGGCAGGGCUGGGGUGGGGGGCUCCGCUGUCGGGGCCGGGCCUGGAGGACUCCCCAGCACCUGAACUAGAGUGAUGUCAGGUUCCCGGGGCGCAGUGACCGUUAGCUGGUGCAGCUGGGGUGUUUUCCGCGAAGCGAUUGUCCGGGGGCAUGAGUGCGGUAGUGAGGGCGGGGGCGUAAUGGGGUCAGCGCCCCCUCCUCCCCACGACCCUGUUCAUUGCCGCUGCCUCGCUGCAUGACCUUGGACCAGUAGCAUCUCUGAGCCUCCGAGCCUCAGCACCCUCAGGAAGGAGGGCAGUGAUGUCUGGGAGUGCGGGCUCCGGAGACUCCUGCGUCAGCCGAGGCUUUGUUCUGAGUAUGUGUGGCCUCUGCUGUGUCCAGUCCUGAGAGUCAGCAGGCUCCCGCUGGUGUCCCUGGAGCAUGGGAGGCUGCUGAGCGUGAGUGGCGGUGUCUGGCAGGAGCUGCGUGGCAGGGAGGGCGUCCAUGGCUGCAGCCAACAAGGGCAACAAGCCCAGAGUCCGGAGUAUCCGCUUUGCGGCAGGCCACGAUGCAGAAGGAUCCCACAGCCACGUCCACUUUGAUGAGAAGCUGCAUGACUCGGUGGUCAUGGUCACCCAGGAGAGUGACAGCAGCUUUCUGGUCAAGGUUGGCUUCCUGAAGAUCCUGCACAGGUAUGAGAUUACCUUCACUCUGCCCCCAGUGCACAGGCUGAGCAAGGAUGUCCGCGAGGCACCUGUCCCCAGCCUGCACCUCAAGCUCCUCAGCGUGGUGCCCGUCCCUGAAGGUUAUAGUGUCAAGUGUGAGUACUCGGCGCACAAAGAGGGCGUCCUCAAAGAGGAGAUACUGCUAGCCUGCGAAGGUGGCACUGGCACCUGUGUGCGCGUGACGGUGCAGGCCCGCGUCAUGGACCGGCACCACGGCACGCCCAUGCUGCUGGAUGGUGUCAAGUGUGUGGGCGCCGAGCUGGAAUACGACUCAGAGCACAGCGACUGGCACGGCUUUGACUGAGGCCCGAGGCCCCGCCUGCCCCGGGCCCCUCAGCCUUAAACCCCGCCUUGUCCCCCCGACAUGCUGCGUGAUGGUGUGGCUUCCUCGCCCCUCUCUGGGGUGGGUGUGGGGGUGGAGUGGCCUUGCCCAUGCCCCUCACCUCUGCCUUCAUUUGUGCUGUCACCCUGCCCCUCCCUCGUCCUCCUCUCCCACUUCCUCCUCUCUGUGUGCCUCAGUCUCCUGCCGGAAGAAAUGGGUUGAGCCCGAAAGGAGGCUGUCUGAGGAAGGGAGAGGGAGGGCCUGGGGUGGGUUCCCCACUCCCCACCCCAAGCCACAGGGACUCCAACCAGGGUCUGGGAGAGGAUGGAGCUGGCUCUGUGACGUCGUGGCCCCAUUACUGCUGCUGCUGCCUUGCUUCAGCCACCUCUCCUGCCCCUCCCUAGUCCCCACUGCUGUCCACCAUGAGUAGGAGGGAGGUGCAGUCCCCAGCCCCCACCCCUCAGGUCUGUGUUACUUGGUUUUUAAGCGACUGGUUGGGAUAGAACCCUAAAGAAAUAAAACUUCCAGUGGAUACCGGA
Pan troglodytes (chimpanzee) is the source of this 2712-nucleotide messenger RNA. It is a transcript of the gene ADISSP, whose product is annotated as adipose secreted signaling protein. The record is from RefSeq and is a predicted model, not a curated record. Lineage: Eukaryota; Metazoa; Chordata; Mammalia; Primates; Hominidae. The transcript has 7 exons. The coding region runs from base 1631 to 2155 and encodes 174 amino acids.